Gorilla gorilla gorilla (western lowland gorilla) is the source of this 5911-nucleotide messenger RNA. It is a transcript of the gene CDH8, whose product is annotated as cadherin 8. Gene Ontology annotation, cellular component: synaptic cleft; catenin complex; adherens junction. Gene Ontology annotation, molecular function: calcium ion binding; beta-catenin binding; cadherin binding. Lineage: Eukaryota; Metazoa; Chordata; Mammalia; Primates; Hominidae. The coding region runs from base 604 to 2739 and encodes 711 amino acids. The transcript has 13 exons. Gene Ontology annotation, biological process: cell-cell junction assembly; cell migration; cell morphogenesis. The record is from RefSeq and is a predicted model, not a curated record.
AGAUCCGUCAGGGGAGGCACCCGGCUCACUUUUCCACAUCACUUCACAGUUACAUUUGGCAGGCAGGCGGGCUCGCACGCCGGAGCGCUCAGCCCAGAAUUAGUGGAUUUAUUUGGAAUCUCCCUGCCUCCUCCAAGCUCCGCCGCCGCCGCCGGCUUGUGUAUAGACGGUAGCGUCAAGACACCAGCUGCACUUUGGGUUGCGGACACCCAGAGCCCAGAGCGCCCGCCCUGCGUCUCCGCACCAAGCCCUGUAGCUCCGAGAGGCAUGAACGGAAUCCGGAGGCGCCUGCCUAGCGAGCGAGGACCGGUCGGCGCUUGCCGCCCUCGGGAGCUAACCCCGAGCCCCUCCAGCCAUUUGUGAACCAGGAGGCUUGACAUUCGCCAGCGCAGGGCCCCACAAGAGAAACUUCAAUGAAAAGAAAAGCCAAUGGAUUGUGGUCUUAGAAAAGCUGCUUAGAUGAUGUCUGUUUCCCGUGCUAUAGACACGUGGCAGAGCUGUAAGUAAAUGCUCGGCACUGCAUGAUGAAUUGGAUGGCUGCAGACCGGAGACAAAAAAAAUAAUUGUCUCAUUUUCGUGGUGAUUUGCUUAACUGGUGGGACCAUGCCAGAACGGCUAGCGGAAAUGCUCUUGGAUCUCUGGACUCCAUUAAUAAUAUUAUGGAUUACUCUUCCCCCUUGCAUUUACAUGGCUCCGAUGAAUCAGUCUCAAGUUUUAAUGAGUGGAUCCCCUUUGGAACUAAACAGUCUGGGUGAAGAACAGCGAAUUUUGAACCGCUCCAAAAGAGGCUGGGUUUGGAAUCAAAUGUUUGUCCUGGAAGAGUUUUCUGGACCUGAACCGAUUCUUGUUGGCCGGCUACACACAGACCUGGAUCCUGGGAGCAAAAAAAUCAAGUAUAUCCUAUCAGGUGAUGGAGCUGGGACCAUAUUUCAAAUAAAUGAUGUAACUGGAGAUAUCCAUGCUAUAAAAAGACUUGACCGGGAGGAAAAGGCUGAGUAUACCCUAACAGCUCAAGCAGUGGACUGGGAGACAAGCAAACCUCUGGAGCCUCCUUCUGAAUUUAUUAUUAAAGUUCAAGACAUCAAUGACAACGCACCAGAGUUUCUUAAUGGACCCUAUCAUGCUACUGUGCCAGAAAUGUCCAUUUUGGGUACGUCUGUCACUAACGUCACUGCGACCGACGCUGAUGACCCAGUUUAUGGAAACAGUGCAAAGUUGGUUUAUAGUAUAUUGGAAGGGCAGCCUUAUUUUUCCAUUGAGCCUGAAACAGCUAUUAUAAAAACUGCCCUUCCCAACAUGGACAGAGAAGCCAAGGAGGAGUACCUGGUUGUUAUCCAAGCCAAAGAUAUGGGUGGACACUCUGGUGGCCUGUCUGGGACCACGACACUUACAGUGACUCUUACUGAUGUUAAUGACAAUCCUCCAAAAUUUGCACAGAGCCUGUAUCACUUCUCAGUACCGGAAGACGUGGUUCUUGGCACUGCAAUAGGAAGGGUGAAGGCCAAUGAUCAGGAUAUUGGUGAAAAUGCACAGUCAUCAUAUGAUAUCAUCGAUGGAGAUGGAACAGCACUUUUUGAAAUCACUUCUGAUGCCCAGGCCCAGGAUGGCAUUAUAAGGCUAAGAAAACCUCUGGACUUUGAGACCAAAAAAUCCUAUACGCUAAAGGUAGAGGCAGCCAAUGUCCAUAUUGACCCACGUUUCAGUGGCAGGGGGCCCUUUAAAGACACGGCGACAGUCAAAAUCGUGGUUGAAGAUGCUGAUGAGCCUCCGGUCUUCUCUUCACCGACUUACCUACUUGAAGUUCAUGAAAAUGCUGCUCUAAACUCCGUGAUUGGGCAAGUGACUGCUCGUGACCCUGAUAUCACUUCCAGUCCUAUAAGGUUUUCCAUCGACCGGCACACUGACCUGGAGAGGCAGUUCAACAUUAAUGCAGACGAUGGGAAGAUAACGCUGGCAACACCACUUGACAGAGAAUUAAGUGUAUGGCACAACAUAACAAUCAUUGCUACUGAAAUUAGGAACCACAGUCAGAUAUCACGAGUACCUGUUGCUAUUAAAGUGCUGGAUGUCAAUGACAACGCCCCUGAAUUCGCAUCCGAAUAUGAGGCAUUUUUAUGUGAAAAUGGAAAACCCGGCCAAGUCAUUCAAACUGUUAGCGCCAUGGACAAAGAUGAUCCCAAAAACGGACAUUAUUUCUUAUACAGUCUCCUUCCAGAAAUGGUCAACAAUCCGAAUUUCACCAUCAAGAAAAAUGAAGAUAAUUCCCUCAGUAUUUUGGCAAAGCAUAAUGGAUUCAACCGCCAGAAGCAAGAAGUCUAUCUUUUACCAAUCAUAAUCAGUGAUAGUGGAAAUCCUCCACUGAGCAGCACCAGCACCUUGACAAUCAGGGUCUGUGGCUGCAGCAAUGACGGUGUCGUCCAGUCUUGCAAUGUCGAAGCUUAUGUCCUUCCAAUUGGACUCAGUAUGGGCGCCUUAAUUGCCAUAUUAGCAUGCAUCAUUUUGCUGUUAGUCAUCGUGGUGCUGUUUGUAACUCUACGGCGGCAUAAAAAUGAACCAUUAAUUAUCAAAGAUGAUGAAGACGUUCGAGAAAACAUCAUUCGCUACGAUGAUGAAGGAGGAGGGGAGGAGGACACAGAGGCUUUUGACAUUGCAACUUUACAAAAUCCAGAUGGAAUUAAUGGAUUUUUACCCCAUUACAGAAGAGAGUUGCUAGGAGGAAUAUCACAAGAUGCUGUCUGAAGAGAAAGACUGUGGAAAACCAUGGCUUCAAUGAACUCAGAGGUCAGGACCAGAAAAGGAAAUGAGAGGUCACCAAAGCCAAAUGUUAAUUUCUUGGGAUUUCUUCUGUACAUGCAAAGAACUUCAGGCCAUCCUAUGAUUCCUCAAAAAUAAGAGGAAAAUUUUAACAAUUAUGCUCUAAGAUGGAACAUCACAAUUUAGGAGUCAUUGGGAUCACCCCCCAAAGCCAAAUGUUAAUUUCUUGGGAUUUCUUCUGUACAUGCAAAGAACUUCAGGCCAUCCUAUGAUUCCUCACAAAUAAGAGGAAGAUUUUAACAUUACGCUCUAAGAUGGAACAUGACAAUUUAGGAGUCAAUGGGAUCACCCCCCCCCCCGACCUUUCCAAUGUUACUCUGCUUUAACUACAAAUAUGUCAAAUGGUUUUCUAAUUUUUCUUUAACUUAACCUCUAAAGUUUGAGAGCUAUGUCAUCUUUGUCAAGUCUGAUUGUUGAGUAUGUGAAUGGAUGUUUUUGGCUCAAUGUUAGAGCCAAAAUUUAUAAAUAAUAAUUAUUUAUAUAUAAUGAUAUUCCAAAUAAACUUUAAGAAAGAGCUUUAAACAUAAAAAUUCUUUUCUAUAAAAUACAUACUAGGUACUAUGCUAGUAACAGUAAAAGGAUAUACCCAACACACUUCUCUUGCCUUUCAAGACAUGGAAUUAAAUUAGAUAAAGUAUAGAAGCAAAUAAAUGAUAAAACAUUUGAUUUGGCUAUCCUGUGGAAGAACUGAGCAGACAGUGUUUUUAAAGCACAGAGAAAGAAUAUUUAUCUAAGUCUACCAAGACAAGAUAUCUUCCUUGAGGCUGUGUUAGAAUGAGUCCUGGAGGGAAGCAAAUCUUAGACAGGGAGUAUCAAAAACUAAUGCCAGUUUGAGGUCCUGACACCUGAAAAUAAAUGGUGAUGUGAGAGGAUCUCUCAAUGGGCUUCAUUAUUGUGUUUCUCAAUGUAUGAAAUUCUCCAGGUUACAAAAACAAUCAGUAUCCUUAUUUAUUUAAGAAAUAAGUACCAAAGAUUUCCCAUUCAUUUGGGUGCUGGGAAUACAGCAUUGAAUAGGACAAAGAAGGUUUUUUGUUUUGUUUUUUUUUCAAAGAGCUGGUAAAAUGGAAAAAAUGUAAAUAAAUAGAAAUAAAAAAACUUGAUACGAUAGAACAAAACAGAUGGAUGAGAAACUAAAUGUUUUACUUACAGUGGACAGAAUGAUAUUUGAGUUGCCAUGUGAAGUUUUUGUAAUCAAGGAAAACCAUAGUAAAGGGUUUGGGAAUGUUUAUGUUAGUUGUUCUCCUGGACUGAAUCAGUGGCAUAUACAAGAAUGAAUAUGAGGUCCAGAUUAUAGUGGUUAAAGGUGAAAGAGAUGCAACAGAUGUGGAAACCUGGGAAGAGACCAUAUUAUCCAGGUUCUUGUCAACCAAGAUAAGAAGCUCAUGUUUACUUAAUGUAAAAGAGAAGGCAAUUGAAGGGAUCUAAAAGCUGGGGUAUGAUAUGAUCUGAUUUCUAUUUUAAAAAUAAUCACUCUGGCUCUAUAUGAAAAUCAGAUUGUAGGAGACAUGAAUGAAAGUGGGAAACCCAGACAGAAGAUGUUUAUCAUAAGCCAAGGAACAUAUUAUCUUGACUUUAUGGAGUGGUAAUACAGUUAGAAGAAAUACCCAGAAUUCACAUAUAUUUUGGAUAUAAAAUUGGUAGUAACAGUGGUUGAAUUACAUGCUCAAAAUAAAGAUGGAAUCUAAAAAUAACUCCUAGAGUUUUUGGCUUGAAAACUGUGUAAUUCGUGGGGCCAAUUACAAAGUUUAGGAAGAUGAGAAGUGAAUUUGUUUAUCAAAGGCUGACUUCCUAAGUUCUCUAAUAAUGGACAACAGAAAAGGAUAAUAGAAAUAAGAGUCUUUGUAGAAAUUAUUACAUGGGGUAUGUUAGGGACUGUAUUAGUCAGGGUUCUUCAGAGACACAGAGCCAUUUGGUGAGAGAGAGUUUUUAGGAGGAAUUGGCUCAUGAGAUUAUGGUGGCGGAUAACUCCUAUGAUCUGUUGUCUGCAAGCUGGAGGAAAACCAGUAUUGCAGUUCUGUCUGAGUCUUAAGGCCUGAGAAUCAGGGGAGAUAAGAUGUAAAUCCCAGUCUGAAGUCAGGAGAAGAUGAAAUAAGAUAUUCCAGGUGAAACAGGCAGAAAAAAGGGAACAAUUCUCCCCUUUCUGUUCUUUAUGCCUUCAGUGUAUUAGAUGAGACCCAUAUAUAUUGGGGAAGGCAAUCUACUUUACUGAGCCCAUUGAUUCAAAUGCUAACCUUAUGUGGAAACACCAACACAGACACACCCAGAAAUAAUGUCUAAUCUGUGCAUCCUGUGGCCUAGUCAAGUUGCCAUAUAAAAUUUACCAUCAUAGGGAUCAUCUAGAAAACAUUGCUACACUUUGAUUUUUUCUAUAUAUCAAUACCUGAGUCAAUGAAGGUCACAAGAGACAUGAUACAUUUCAGAAAGAAAAGGUCAGUCAGACUGAUAAUUUUAUAUAUUUUAGCUUUCUAGAAAUUAAAAAAAUAAAGGCUCCACUUCAGUUAGUUUGUUCAUUCUUGGCUGAAGUAUGAUGGAUUCACUUACUGGAAAUAUUAGUUAGUGGAAAUGAGGAGAUAAUAUCUCAAAACUUUUAAUGUAUGCUUACCUAAAAGUAGAAAAAAAGACACAUAUAGCUUUCUCUAUAAACAUAACACAUUGUCCAGAAAGCAUUCCAGAGAUAUACCCUUUCUCUUUGGACUGAAUACUAAAUCUCAAGAGAAGAAACAUUUGGUCUUUGUGGUUUAGGUAUGAUAAAAAUUACAAAAGAAACACACUCAAACAAAUCAUUUUUGUUGGUUUAUUGCUACUUACUGAUAAAGUUAUCUGGUUGUUUGGAAGUUUAGGGUUUUGGCACUUAAUUAAUGUCGGGUGCGUAGAAUUGAAGCAAUAUCCGUUGGGAGAGAAAAGUCUUAUGCAGAGUAAGUAUAAGAAAUUCUUAUAUUAAAAGCUUAUUUAUGAGAAUGCAUCUAAUCUGUCAUGCACUUAUGCUAUAAGCCCUGUGCUACAUGUGUGGGGCUUGGACAAAGAUAGAAAGACAUCCUUUUUCUUCAGAGAUUACUGUCUUCUGUAGUAGUUUGACACAGCUCUUGUUUUUAAAAUA